AUGGGUUCUUUCAAACAUCUCCAGAUACUCGGGAAUGAGGAAAUUAAUGGGAAAAUUUCUGACGUUCUAAAAGGAUUGGAGCCCUGGCUACAGGGAAAUGCGAAAGCUGCGGACGCCGAUGAGAAUGGCAUUAUCCAGAUUUGGACAAGUCAGAUUGAUCAAGCUACAUUGGCGAUUCGCCGAUUGAUAUACGAGGGAUGUGCUCAGUAUGCCCUGAUAAAAACCACUCGACCAGCUGAAACGCCCCAGAAUCUUCCAUUCGCGAUUUACACUGCUCUUCAAGUUGAAGAAGCCCCAAAAAUAGGCACUGUGGUGCUGAAACCUGCACAAUCUAUUUGGAUUGAGCAACCGGCUCGCCUUGGUGGAGGCAUGACCUUUUUAAUUGUCCAGCCAAUUUACGCGACCCGACUACUCCUUCAAUGCGAAGGCUCUAAACAAGACAAAGAACUGGAAUCUGGGAAAACAUCUCAUGAUCUGGCCUGGUACCGGAGUAUUAUUCGAGGCAAUAGACUCGACUAUGUGUGUCCGUCUUGCAAAAAAGGAUACCAAGACCGGGCCAACCUGCUCGAACAUUUCAACAAAAGGACCAGCUCGGAAAUCAGUAACCAACAGCACCAGAAACUGGGCAUGAUUCGGCGACUUGGAGGGGACUGGAAGGUUUUCGUCCAGGGAAUGCAGGAGUGUCUGGGACCGAUUUCCGCCCAAAGUCUUCGAGAUGGCGCGGGUUGUUUUCAAGAAGAUUUCUUGAGGCAGUUGAGCUACAAAGCUCAUUGCUCUGCGCAGGCAUGUGAGAAACGCGGCAGACAACGAACAGCGGCCAUUCGAGAACUGUUCAGGGUUGUUAUCGGGACAAUCAAGGACACUCGCGGAGCCAGUGAGCUGUCAAGCAUCCACCAUCCGAACUCGGUGUUCAUGAUGGGCGUCAGAUGUGAUGAUUUUUGA
Penicillium odoratum is the source of this 942-nucleotide messenger RNA. RefSeq lists its product as uncharacterized. The transcript has 4 exons. NCBI's taxonomy places the organism in Eukaryota, Fungi, Ascomycota, Eurotiomycetes, Eurotiales, Aspergillaceae. The record is from RefSeq and is a predicted model, not a curated record. Bases 1 to 942 code for a protein of 313 amino acids.